This is a messenger RNA of Amphibalanus amphitrite, 2174 nucleotides long. RefSeq names its product zinc finger Ran-binding domain-containing protein 2-like. The transcript has 9 exons. Bases 349 to 1317 code for a protein of 322 amino acids. Gene Ontology annotation, molecular function: RNA binding; lipopolysaccharide binding. The record is from RefSeq and is a predicted model, not a curated record. Gene Ontology annotation, biological process: RNA processing. NCBI's taxonomy places the organism in Eukaryota, Metazoa, Arthropoda, Thecostraca, Balanomorpha, Balanidae.
AUUGAAAGCUAUCAGUACUUUCGUUAGUUGUGAAAAUACACGUUUUAAAAAAAAGACUGCCGCCGACUCGAAAGCAUCUGUUUUUCGUCAACCUUGUGGUCACAUUUGCGUGCGUGUUGAGAGAAAAAAGAAUGCGUGUUUCGCUGUAUUGUGUGCUAUUGAGAACAUCUCAUAUUAAUGUUGGGAUUGUGAGAAGCGUGAUAAAUUUGUGCCCCUCGUUCAGAUCCAGCGUAUCUGAAACACUUAACAUACAUCACCUAAUUUCAAUUUCAAUUUGAAUUGGCCAGGCAAGGCAUUUGUCGCCAAAGCGGAACAGGCUGUACAGCAGGGGUCAACCUGACUGAAAAGAUGCACAGGAAUGCUGGCCCCAUGUCUGGUGGCAGUGGCCACGGGGGAGGGGAGGGAGACUGGGUGUGCCCUUCAGCAAAGUGCAACAACCUGAACUUUGCCCGCCGGAUGUCCUGUAACCGAUGUGGCACCAACAAGCCCAAGGAGAUGGGCAUCAAAAAGAAAUUUGGCAUCGAGAUUGGGAAGGCAGCUGCAGACAAGAGCAAAGGCCUGUUCAGUGCUGAUGACUGGCAGUGUAACAAGUGCGGUAACGUUAACUGGGCGCGCCGCUCCACGUGUAACGUGUGUAACGCGCCCAAGGUGGGCGAGGUCGAGGAGCGAACCGGCUUCGGCGGCGGCUACAACGAGCGCGUCGGACUCGAGUACAAGGAGCGUGUCGAGUCGGACGACGAGUACGACGAGUUCGGCCGGAGGAAGAAAAAGUUCCGAAGCAGUUCGGGUUCUGCCAGCAAAGAACCGGCGAAACCGGCGCCAAAGGAAGAAAAGGAGGAAUCAGAAGAAGAUGACGACGAUGACGAUGACGAUGACGGCGACCUCUCCAAAUACGACCUGAGCGGCUGGGGUGACGACGAUGACUCCAAGACAGACUCCAAGACCGACUCCAAGGCCGACUCCAAGACCAACUCCAAGACAGACUCCAAGUCGAAGGAGAGGUCCCGCCGCCGCUCCCGGUCCUCCUCGUCUUCAUCUUCUUCCUCCUCGUCGUCGUCCCGGUCCGGCUCACGCUCUCGGUCCGGCUCGAGGUCACGCUCAAGGUCGAGGUCAAAGACGAGGUCACGCUCCAGCUCCAAGUCAAAGUCACGCAAUGGGAGGUCGGGACGGCGGCGCCGGUCAAGCAGCGGCUCUCGCGACUCCAGUCCGGCGGCGGGCAAGGGCCGGCGCAGGUCCAGGUCCCGCUCCAGGUCCGGGUCGAGGUCACACGGCCGCCGCCGCCGCACCCGCUCAAGGUCGCCUGUGGGCCGGCGGUGAGGUCGCGGCGGUCUCCCGAUUGGACCGCCGGUACCAUCGAACGUCUGCGGGCCUAUCGACUGCCACCGAGCGUUUCAUGCCGGCCAACACAGCCCGGCCACUGGCGCCAGACACGACACAGUAAAGUAUUCCCCUACAGUCGAGCGUUCUGCCGUAAAGUAUGUGAGCUCAGUUCUGGUUGCGAAAACAGUGGGUGUUGUGGAUGCAUUGGGGUAGGAAACAGAUCAAAAGGUCGGCUUCUCUGUGGUAUUUGAUAUUGAGACGAGCGACUUCGUUGGACUGUAAAGUCAAGUGCUAGACUAAGCUGACUUGCCGCUCAUCGGUACGUUUUUUCGCUUGUUCUCUGUGUAAAUGACAGGGUCUGUAGGGAUGGGUUAUAUGGGACGCAGAUCAGGGGGAAAAGCGUCCCAUGCGAGUUGCAACUUCGUCGAUUUGUAUUGAUUGACCCAUUUUGGUGCCUUCCUUGCCAAUGACUUCCUAAUUUAGGAAACUAUUGCCCUCCCCAGCUUACCCUAGGUUCCAACCUGUCAAAAAUGCUGAUCUACUGAAGCCUCGCAUCUUCAGCAUUGAUGCAGUUCUUGCUGAAUUGAUUUUUGGCACGCCAUCCUCUUGUUAUUGGGUAUUGUUAGUAAUUUAACGUUUGCAUGCUAGCAUUUUCGGUAAUAAAAAGAGGGCUGCCCUGCCCCCCCCCCCCCCGUGUCCGGCCGUCGGUGUCGUGUUAGGUCCGCUGGUGGUCGGCGACCCGCUGUGGAAGCGAAUUGCGCGCGUUUCCCAGCCAUUUAUCAGCGUUUCAUACCAGAUAUUCGGUAGUUGACGUUCGCUUUCGGUUUACUGCCAUCUUUGAUUUCGAGUUUUUU